CCGGAAGAAGACAAUAUGGCUGAUUUUAUUACCGGGACUCUCUGCUGGGGUCGACCUUGGACAGAAUACUUUCUUCGUGGUAACUCGUCAUCCCCAGAGUCGUCGGAGACUUGUCCCUUGUGUCCCUUGCCUCUUGGGUGUCAGGCCUACGCGACCCUGUUUCGCUCCCGUUGGACAGAACCAUUUGGGUUCAACGACGCCUAUGCCUACGACCCAAGGGAGAGAGAAGCCGAGCUCCCUCGAAAAGUCAACCCCUACAAUAACCUGUUCAACCGAAGGGACUGGUACUACUGGUUCGUGAGGAGGAAGAAGAUCGUUAAGUGGUUGUACAUCAUCCGGCAGAAAAUGGCAUGGAACGAGGGCAACUUUGAUGCAAUCAAUGUCACCUUUUAUGAUGUCAUGGCGGACUGGUACAAAUGGACAUCUCCACCAGCAAAGCUACUCCUACCAAACAAAACCAAGAUUGCUGUAGCCCAGAUGAACUGUACGGAAGAUAAGGAGGAGAAUUUGGAGGUCGCAAUCAACUUUAUUAAAACGGCGGCGACCAAACAUGCCUCCAUGAUAUUCUUUCCAGAAUGUUUCGAUUUUGUUGGAGAGAAUAAGGCGCAAACAUUGCAGCUCGCGGAACCUUUGGAUGGCUUCCUGAUCACACGCUACUCUGAAUUGGCGAAACAGUUUGGGAUUUGGAUUUCUCUGGGUGGAUUUCAUGAACAUGAGAAGGAUGAAGGCGAGAGAGUCGUGCCUACAACUGGAGGGAAGGCUGACGACGAGGGGGGACCUUGCCUUAGAAAUGCCCACCUUCUUCUCAAUCCUGAGGGCGAGUUAGUCUCCGUCUACAGGAAGAUGCACCUUUUUAACGUUGACAUUCCAGAGAAGAACAUUUCACUCCAUGAAUCGUCCUAUGUUCGCCCAGGAGAUGAAUUAGUCUUGUCAGAAGUGACACCAAUUGGGCGGAUUGGCCUGGGAGUGUGCUAUGACCUCAGAUUCCCUGAAUUUGGAAUGGCAUAUCGAGCCCAAGGCGCUCACGUCCUUACGUAUCCUUCUGCUUUCACCGUACACACGGGACAGGCUCACUGGGAACCAUUAUGCAGGGCUAGAGCCAUUGAGAAUCAAUGCUUUGUCAUUGCUGCAGCCCAGUGUGGCGAACACAAUGCCAAAAGAGCAAGCUAUGGAAAUUCAGUGAUUGUGGACCCUUGGGGAACCAUUCUUGCUCAAGCAGAAGGAUCGAAUCCUGGUCUCAUCUUCGCCGAAAUUGACCUAGCGCAUUUGGAGAAAGUUCGGCAAGAAAUGCCUGUCAUUUCACACAAGGCCCCUGGACUGCUUAGCGUUCUUGGCAAAGACAGUGGAUUGCGGGAGGACGAGUAUACCGCUCAAAAUGCAUUAGUCACGAAUAUUCUUACGGCAGCAGCUCCAGAGACAAAAUCUGAACUUGGCCUUUGCACCAUUCCUACCACUGAUAAUAGUAGAGCAGCAACAUUCCUGUUCGGCCCAAUUGUAGCCAAGUAUGAAAUUGUGUUUCUCGAAAAUAAAAAUGCUCGAGCAUUUGUGAAUAGAAAGUGUAUCGUUCCCGGACAUGUGCUGAUCUCCACGAAACGGGUGGCCAAGCGAUUGAGUGACCUUUAUCCGGAAGAAGUAGCAGACCUAUUCCUUUUAGCACAGAAGGUGGAGCAAAUCAUGGAGUCGGUGCAUAAUGUGACCUCUUCCACUGUUACCUUGCAAGAUGGAAAGGAUGCCGGACAAACAGUGCCUCAUGUUCAUAUCCACGUUGUGCCAAGAAAGGUGAACGAUUUUGAAGACAAUGAUUCAAUCUACAAGGAGCUAGCAACCCAUGAUAAAGGGGCGGACAUAGCUUGGCGAAAGCCAGAAGAAAUGAAGGAUGAAUGUGAUAGACUGAGAGCAUAUAUUAGGACCAAUUUUCCUCAAUUUCUUGCUCCGUAGAAAUAAGACAAAAAAAUACUGUUGAGAUUUUCCGAAAUAUUUACUAAAUAAAUAUAUCCCAUAUUUGGA
Folsomia candida is the source of this 2007-nucleotide messenger RNA. It is a transcript of the gene NitFhit, whose product is annotated as nitrilase and fragile histidine triad fusion protein NitFhit. Gene Ontology annotation, molecular function: hydrolase activity, acting on carbon-nitrogen (but not peptide) bonds, in linear amides. The coding region runs from base 16 to 1938 and encodes 640 amino acids. NCBI's taxonomy places the organism in Eukaryota, Metazoa, Arthropoda, Collembola, Entomobryomorpha, Isotomidae. The transcript has 8 exons. The record is from RefSeq and is a predicted model, not a curated record.